Lolium perenne is the source of this 6480-nucleotide messenger RNA. RefSeq lists its product as uncharacterized. Gene Ontology annotation, molecular function: heme binding; phosphopantetheine binding. Lineage: Eukaryota; Viridiplantae; Streptophyta; Magnoliopsida; Poales; Poaceae. The record is from RefSeq and is a predicted model, not a curated record. Gene Ontology annotation, biological process: lipid biosynthetic process.
AUCCUAUCCGCCGCGCUCGCCUCCUUCAACGCACUCGGUCGGCUCGCACGCACGCGACGCGCACGCCGGCGCGCCGCCUCUCCUCUGCCGGUCCGCUCGCCAAAACCGGAGUUCCACGCUAGGUCGCUAGGAGCCCCCGCACGCGCGCUCCGGAACUCUCUUUCCGCACCUUCCACGACAUGCUCGCGCGAGCGUUCCCGCUGGACCACUUCACUGUGCCCCGAUCCUCAGCUCCUGCGCGCUCGCCGGAUCUGGCACUCUCCGUGACGCUAGGCAACCCAGGGAAACCCCUUCGUGGCAUCUUGGCUGGUGCAAUGCUUCACAGACAUGUCGAGCCUCCCGAUGCCCGGAGGCUGCUCGAUGGAAUGCGCGACAGGGAUGCCGUUUUGUGGACAUACAUGUUAUCUGCAUAUGCCACCACUUCGCAGCCUUCUCCCGUCGGCAUGAUGCAACCUUAUUGGUAUUCAGGAUGAUGCAACCUGUCCGCGGCCGAGGGCAUGGUGCCGCCAGAGUGCCAGGCUCUUGUCGAAAUUAUUUCAUGCUCUUCCAUCUAUCUCGCGGUGGGGGUUAUGGCUAACGUUCUAUUCUACAGACUAAGGUUAUGAAAUUUUGCCAAUGUCGCAGUGCUUCCAUGUUAUGAAAUUUUGCCAGUUGCUACAAGUUUGGUUCAGAUAUUGUCAGUUCUUCCUUUUAGCUAGCUUGCCUAUGCAAAGAAGUAAUACACCAGGAGGCUUCCAAGACACUGCCUCUGACUCUGGGCCUUAACCCGAUUAGACAAUCUUUAUUCAACACGAAAGUAGAUUUGUCACCUGCCACAAUUGGUCGAAAAUGGACCCAAAGAAAUCAAUAGAUGAUAAAUUCUCUAAGUUGCAUCCAAGUUUGCUAGUAGACACUAGAAUUGGCAUAGUGGGAGCAGGGCCAAGUGGAUUAUCAGCAGCAUAUGCACUAGCUAAACUCGGGUACUGCAAUGUAACUCUGUUUGAGAAAUGCCAGACUGUUUCAGGGAUGUGCCAGUCCAUUGACAUCGAUGGAAAAACAUAUGACUUGGGAGGGCAAGUUAUAGCAGCAAACAGUGCGCCUACUAUAACUCACCUGGCAAAGGAGGUAGGAGCUGAAUUCGAAGAGAUGGAUUCACACAAGCUUGGCCUGAUCGACAGCCAAACUGGAAAAGCUCGAGAUCUUGAAGUAGCUGAGGACUAUGUAUCCAUGGUAUCUCUGACUCUAAAACUGCAGGAUGAAGCAAACAAGUCCGGCCGUGUGGGCAUUCAUGCUCUUAGUGGAUUGGCGUCUGACUCAACUCUUCAGUUUUUGAAACAACAUGGAAUAAAUUCAGUGCCAAAAUCUGUAGCCUAUGGCUACACAGCUUCUGGCUAUGGUUUUGUUCAAGACAUGCCCUAUGCUUUCAUUCAAGAGUUCACUAGAACCUCUAUGGCUGGAAAAAUACGACGUUUCAAGCAUGGUUACAUGAGCAUGUGGGAGAAACUAAGUCACUCAUUACCAUUUGAAGUUCUUUGUGACACCGAGGUUCUGCGAGUCAAGCGCCACAACUGUGGUGCAAGUGUAACCAUCAAGACAAACAAUGGUGAUGAGCAAGUUAUGGAGUUUGAGAAAAUUAUAUUCUCAGGUGCUCUUGGUUUCAAGAAUGGCAAUACAUAUCGAUCUUCUAGUCUCACUGAUGGAGAAAAAGAAGUGGUGGAACUGAAUGAUCUUGAAAGAGAACUAUUCAGUAAGGUGCAGACAGUCGACUACUAUACUACUGUUGUUAAGGUUAAUGGAUUUGAACACAUGCCAAAGGGAUUUUACUACUUUGAAGAAUUCAUGGAGGAUCCAGCCACAAUAGGCCAGCCAGUGGCAAUGCAAAAGUUCUUUGAUGACACAGAUGUUUUCUUGUUCUGGUCUUAUGGGAAUUCAGCAGACAUCAAAGGUUCAUUUGUAGCUAAAUGUGUGACUGACAUCGUGAGUUGUAUGGGAGGCACUGCUCAGAAUGUGCUUUUGCAGCGGCGGUUCAAGUAUUUCCCCCAUGUCAGCAGUGAAGACAUGAAAGAUGGAUUCUACGAGAGGUUUGAAUCUCAGUUACAAGGCUUUCAGAACACUUACUAUGUUGGAGGUUUGCUAGCAUUUGAGCUUACAGAAAGAAAUGCUUCAUACUCCAUUGAGACUGUUUGUAAACACUUUGCCAUUGAUGUUGAGCAAACAGUGACUCCUUAUGUCAAGAGAUUGUUUCCUCUGUCCCGCAAUGGGAACCCUUCACCUCCUAGAGAUCUUGGUGAACUUGAAGGUGUUCAAUUUCCUGACCUUCCAUCCCUGGAUGGAUAUUUGGAAUACUGGGGAAUUCACAGAGUUACCAAGAAGAAAGCCAUUUAUACUUGGAUCAAUGAAGAAGGGAAAAUCAUGAAUCAGAGAACCUACCAGGAGCUUCAUGAGAACGCAUCUCACAUUGCACACAAACUAUUGACAAGCACAAAGCCUGUUAUCAAGCCUGGUGACAGAAUUAUCCUUAUUCACCUCCCUGGUUUGGAGUUUAUUGAUGCAUUCUUUGGGUGCAUCAGAGCAGGAGUUAUACCGGUCCCAGUUAUCCCCCCUGAUCCAAUGCAAAGGGGUGGACAAGCACUUCUCAAAGUUGAUAACGUCUCUAAAGUAUGCAGUGCUGUGGCAAUUCUAUCAACCUCUCCGUACCAUUCUGCCGUACGUGUAGGUUAUGUUAAGAACAUUCUCACUCUAGCAAAGGGCCAGAAAUGCUCAGCACAGUGGCCUGACCUCCCAUGGAUUCACACUGACUCAUGGAUAAAGAACUUCCGGCGAAAUCCAGACAUUUUCAACUCAGACAAUGUUUUAUCUAUGAGGACCAAGCCCCAGCCCAGUGACUUAUGCUUUCUACAGUUCACUUCCGGUUCCACUGGUGAUGCCAAGGGGGUGAUGAUAACUCAUGGAGCACUAAUCCACAACGUGAAGAUGAUGAAAAAGGUGUAUCGAAGUACUUCAAAAACUGUUCUUAUCAGUUGGCUUCCGCAGUACCAUGACAUGGGACUAAUAGGGGGUAUUUUCACUGCCCUUGUAAGUGGGGGAACUUCCAUUCUGUUUUCACCAAUGGCAUUCAUCAGGAACCCCCUCCUGUGGCUGCAAACAAUCAGUGACAACAAUGGAACCCAUAGUGCAGGUCCAAACUUUGCAUUUGAACUGGUGAUAAGGAGGCUUGAGGCUGAGAAGGGUAAAGUAUAUGAUCUCUCUUCAAUGAUCUUCCUCAUGAUUGCGGCAGAGCCAGUAAGGCAAAAAACUGUCAAAAGGUUCAUAGAGUUGACUCAACCUUUUGGCUUUCUAGAAGGUGCUCUUGCACCUGGAUAUGGGAUGGCUGAGAACUCGGUCUAUAUUUGUUGUGCCUUUGGUGAAUGCAAACCAGUCUUGAUAGAUUGGCAAGGAAGAGUUUGUUGUGGGUAUGUUGAGCAGGACAAUAUAGAUAUUGACAUCAGAAUUGUUGAUGCAGACUCUCUGACUGAGCAUCAAGAUGAUGGUGCUGAGGGUGAGAUAUGGAUCAGUAGUCCUAGUUCUGGAGUUGGUUAUUGGGGCAAUGAGGAAAUGAGCCAGAAAACUUUCUGCAAUCAGCUUAGGAACCACCCCAAUAAGAUGUUCACAAGAACCGGUGAUUUAGGGUGGAUCAUUGACGACAAACUUUUUAUUACAGGAAGGAUCAAAGAUCUUAUCAUUGUUGCUGGCAGAAAUAUUUAUUCUGCAGAUGUAGAGAAGACAGUGGAAAAUUCUUCCGAGGUCUUGCGACCAGGAUGCUGUGCUGUGGUUGGUGUCCCGGAGGAUGUUCUUACUCAGAAAGGCAUCUCAAUUCCUGAUUCUUCUGAUCAGGUUGGACUUGUAGUGAUUACAGAGGUUAGAGAGGGUAAGACAGUCUCCGAAGAAAUUAUCGACAAUAUCAAAGCACGUGUGGCGGAGGAGCAUGGUGUAACUGUUGCAUCGGUCAAUAUUAUCAAGCCGAGAACCAUACCCAAGACAACAUCUGGGAAGAUACGGAGAUUUGAAUGCAUUAAGCAAUUUGUUGACAACAAUCUUUGUUUGGCUAAUGGUACUCAUCCAUCUAAGAUGAGUGUUUUCUGGUCUCUCCCAACAGGAACAUGCACGGAGAGAAGGGGGUCAUUCUUGAAGCAGACUGUUGAUUCCACCAUUCGUCCUCGGUAUGGAAGCAAUGUGAAAAGCCCCAAGGAGAUAACUGAGUUUCUGACACAGAUAGUGUCAGAUCAAUCAGGUAUACCAAAGGACAAAAUUUCUCCAACAGAAAGCCUACCUUCUUAUGGCUUUGAUUCGAUUGCGGUGGUCCGAGCGGCUCAGAAGCUCUCAGAUUAUCUGGGUACUCCUGUUGGAGCCAUUGACAUCUUUGCUGCAAGGUGCAUUUCUGAGCUUGCUAGCUUCUUGGAGAACUUGUUGGCAAAGUCACAACCACUGUUGGCAUCUGAUGUAUCUUGCUCUACUGAGGAUGAUGAGAGUUUUGUGGUUUCCACAGACUUCACUACAAAUUUAAGUGUGCUUGCUACUGGGAUUCUCCAGCUCCUGGCUCUUACCUAUGUUUGUUUCAUGUUGCUACUCCCAGCAUACCUCGCUAGUUCAGCAUACAUGAGCAUGCUCUAUCCGGUCAAUCUGGUCAAGUCAUCAGCGAUGAAGUAUCUUAGUUCUUUGGUCAUGGCACCUAUUGCAUGGAUUUGUUAUGUCUUACUCACCUCUUUAUCACUUUCUAUCCUGGGGAAGUCAUUCCUUCAGCCAAAUUAUGCUCUGGCCCCUGAUGUUUCGAUAUGGUCAGUUGACUUUGUGAAAUGGUGGGCACUGAACAAGGCGCAAGGGUUAGCUACAAAGAUGCUAGCUGUUCAUCUAAAGGGAACAAUAUUCUUGAAUUAUUGGUUCAAGAUGCAAGGGGCUCGGAUAGGAUCAUCUGUUAUUAUUGACACAGUAGACAUUACAGACCCAUCCUUGUUAGUAGUUGAAGAUGGCGCGGUGAUUGCAGAAGGUGUUCUCAUUCAGGGCCAUGAAGUCCGUAAUGAGGUCCUGAGCUUUAGGCGUAUCAGGAUUGGUCGCGAGGCAUCCAUUGGUCCUUAUGCGGUUCUUCAGAAGGGCACUAUCGUCGAGGAUGGUGCUAUGGUGCUACCAUUGCAAAAGACUGAGCCAGGGAAAUCAAGAUAUCAGACAAAGAGAGCUUCUUCAGACAUGAAGGAAGAAACAAGGAAAGCAACCAUGCUUCUUGAACACCUCGUUUGCAUCUAUGCAGUUGCUUUUCUAGGUGCUCUGUCAAGUGCGACUGUCUACAUGUUGUACACUCACUUCUCUGCCACCGAGGCUUCACUUCAGCACUUCUCCUUUGCAUGCAUUGCUGGUGCGUUCCACUGGUUACCAGCUGUCAUGUCAUCUUAUCCUGUGAUUGUCCAGGAGAUGCCCACAAGCGCAUUGACAUUUGCUCUCUCUAUCGCCUUCGCCUACUUGAGCUACGGUAUCGUUCUCAGCCUUCUCACCAGUAUAGUCAACACAGCUCUUGCUCCAAGGACCGGAAUCAAGCAGAAUGUGAGAGCAGGCUUGAUCCAACGACGUAUAAAUAUUGCUGUGCAUCUCAGAUUUGCCAAGAUGCUAGCUGGAACUGAAGCAUUCUGCAUGUACCUGAGGCUUCUUGGUGCGAAAAUUGGAAGGCAUUGUUCUAUCCGGUCCAUCGAUCCUGUGGCGAAUCCUGAACUGAUGAGCAUUGGUGAUGGAGUCCAUCUAGGUGACUUCUGCCACAUUGUUCCCGGGUUCUACUCCAGUAAGGGGUUUACUGGUGCGGAGAUAAAGGUCCAAGAGAACACAAUUGUUGGCAGUGGCAGCCUGCUCCUCCCUGGCUCGGUGCUCCAAGGGAAUGUCAUCCUUGGAGCACUUUCUGUGGCACCAGAAAAUUCCCUUCUCCACCGAGGCGGCAUCUACAUUGGGGCAAAGUAUUUGACAUUGGUGAAGAACACUUUGCUUGCAGAAGAUGAGCGGAUUGCGGUGAUGGACCCAGUGUACAAGAAGAUUGUUGGGAACCUUUCAGCCAACUUGGCGAUCAGCACCAUGAACGUCAAGUCAAGGUACUUCCACCGCAUUGGUGUAAGCGGGCGGGGUGUCCUGAAGAUGUACCAAGACAUGACAUGUUUGCCCAAGCACAAGUUAUUUGGCGCUGGAAAGUCUUUCCCAGUGAUCGUCCGGCACAGCAACAGCCUCAGUGCAGAUGAUGAUGCAAGGCUUGAUGCGCGCGGCGCAGCAGUGCGCAUUCUCUCGGAUGAUGGUGAUGAGGUGCCUCUCUUGGACCUUACACUGAAGAGUGGCAAAUCAUUUUACGCGCGCACAAUCGCCGACUUUGCCACUUGGCUAGUCUGUGGUCUGCCGGCGAGGGAACAACACGUGAAGCAUGCCCCGCACAUCCGCGAGGCUGUCUGGACCUCCUUGCGGGACACCAACUCGUACACCAUUGUCGUCGUGAGGUGA